AGGCUGCGGGAGAGAGAGCGAUGGGCCGCGGAGCUGGGCGCACGUUCCGCGGGGACACAUGCCACGCGUGUCCCAGCCGGACGCGCAAUUAGCAUCCGCCUCUGCAGCCAGCCGCCACUGUCUCCCGGCCCUCUCGGGCUGCCGUGGAGAGGAGCUCCAGCGGUUGCCUUGCUCCGGCUGCGCGCAUUGUCCUCAGGGUCCUCUGCCAGGGCUGUUGCGGGGCCCGGGACCCUCGUCCCAGAGACGCGCCCCCGCCACUGGUCGGCCCGGCGCAGGACUCCGCUAGCCGAUCGGUGAGCCCGAGCUCCCGGGCCACUCUCGCCGGGGUUUUUCCUGCGGAACGGAGGAAGGGGAGAAGUCCACCCGCCCAGCCCAGCCUUCCCCAGCGCGCAGCCCCGACGGGGCCGCGGCAGGCGCGACGAGGGCGCGGACGGAGCCAUGAGAGAGUACAAAGUGGUGGUGCUGGGCUCGGGCGGGGUGGGCAAGUCUGCGCUGACCGUGCAGUUCGUGACCGGUUCCUUCAUCGAGAAGUACGACCCGACCAUCGAGGACUUCUACCGCAAGGAGAUUGAGGUGGAUUCGUCGCCGUCGGUGCUGGAGAUCCUGGACACCGCGGGUACCGAGCAGUUUGCAUCCAUGCGGGACCUGUACAUCAAGAAUGGCCAGGGUUUCAUCCUCGUCUACAGCUUGGUCAACCAGCAGAGCUUCCAGGACAUCAAGCCCAUGCGGGACCAGAUCAUCCGCGUGAAGCGGUACGAGCGCGUACCUAUGAUCCUGGUGGGCAACAAGGUGGACCUGGAGGGCGAGCGCGAGGUCUCAUACGGCGAGGGCAAGGCCCUGGCCGAGGAGUGGAGCUGCCCCUUCAUGGAGACAUCCGCCAAAAACAAAGCCUCAGUGGAUGAGCUGUUCGCAGAGAUCGUUCGGCAGAUGAACUACGCGGCACAGCCCAACGGCGAUGAGGGCUGCUGCUCGGCCUGCGUGAUCCUGUGAGGCGCCGGCUGCCGGCGCUGGCCACGCUCUGUGCACAAAGCCAAACACACCCGAUUCUCUUAAUGUGAUUGUCUUCUUGCUUUGAGAUUGGAGACGACUUUGUAUUGGCCGGGAUGUCCGAGGAACCUGGCUGACUUGCGUGGCCAGCAUCCCCAGCCUUCAGCGGGGAUUCGAGGGGGUGUCGGUUCCUGAUCAUCCAAGACCCUGAUGGAAAUGUGGCUCUUUACAGCGUGUACGUUCCUCAUUGAUUUCGGUUCAUGCAUAAUUUUCCCGUUUAAGUAGCCAUUAAGGCGCAGUAUUGGCUGCUUGACACCGGCAAGCAAAAGUUUCAAGCCUGAAAAAAAUGGGGGUGGGGAGGUGGAGGAAGUGGAAGGGAAGAAGGAGGCAGUGGGGGAGGGUUCCCCCAAACAACUGUUCAUAGUUCCAGGUUCUAAAUACAAGGAAGGAGGUCUGAGAAAACCAUAUGAAGGAUCCAGAGGAGGGGAAGAAACUUGUUUUUUCCCUUGUUUUCCAGGAUUAUUUGGAAAUUAAGACCAGGGGUUCCUUUUCUGCCAGCUUGGAAGGGCAACCCAGGGACUGAUUACGAUUCUGAGGAUGUCUAUGCAAAGUUGGGUUCUUGUUACAGUGUAUCCAAUCUGAAGUAUUGCACAUGUGAACUGGGACUGUUAACACUGAUGCCAAUACAGUGUGGGGUGCCAGGAAGUGUCUGCUGAUAUUUGUGGGAAAAAAAAAAUCUAUUUUGAUUACCUACUGUAUCAAAGGGGAGUCUGGGGGAGAAUGGUAGUAUUUUUUUUUAAUCAGCUGUGAAAAAAAUGUUAAAGAUCUGCACAUUUUUGUGUGUGCUAUUGUGUGUGUGUGUGUAUGUGUGUGUGUGUGUGUUUCAGUAUAGCUUUUUUUUUUUUUUUGUGGUUGGCAGUGACAGAUUUUGCUGACGAGCUUUUAAAAAUACAAUACAAAGACUUUGUAAAUGUGAUUCAGGGCCCCCAGCACCCCUGUGUCUGCAGAGUGCCUUCAAACUCAGCUGUUCCAGCCGGUGCCAACCUGUGAAUUCCCACCAUAUCCCAGAAUCUGCUGUUCUGCUGCCCCCCAAAACCACUUUAAGUAUCUUCCUGAGAGAACCAGGACAAAUGGGGCCUGUUAGUCCAUGAAUUGCUUCAUUAAUCUUAGCUUUUUAAUGUUAAGCCCAUGUCUUGAUUUUUUUUUCCCUCUUCAUUUUGUUCAAAUUUCAGGUUUUAGCCCCCAUUCUGUUGUGUUCACAGUGUCUCUGUUAUUUGUUACAGGGUGUCCUCCAGAAGCAAAGAGCAGAAUUUUUAUUGUUGUGAUGUACCAAGAGAAUUCUAACGAACUGUAACUUUUAAUUCCACUCAUUGUCUCUUCAUUUUAAGACUUUUAAUACAAAUGUCAUUUUUAAAGAAACCCCAAACUAUUUGUGUUUUUGUGUUUCAUAUUCAGUGGUUUGGUUUACAGUAUCCAUGAUAACGGUGUCAGGCAGAGGUGGACAGAGCCAGGGACAUGAUGCCUUCCAGACUUGUUUGUCGAAUUUUGAAGGUAGAGUUGUUUCCAUGACAAAUUGGAUGACAGUGUUUCUAAGCUUUCUUUUUUUUUUUUUUUUAAAUGGGGAAAAUUAUCAAGGCCUGAGCAUCACAGGGUAUGACCAUACCAUCUGACUCCUCAGAGGAGGAAGUGUGUUGACUCUGUAGUACUGACAAAGAUCAGUGAACUUCACUGUUGUAGCCAAGAGGAGAAGCACACUGCUCACACUCUCUUAGGUCUGGGAAAGUUACAUCCAUCUGGGAGAAGAGGGGGGUACUUUCUAUUUGUCUCGGUUUGGUUUUGUCUGUUUAUGUCAUGCCUCCAGUCAGAAGUGUUCUUAACUUUGUUCUCACACACAGUGUACUUAGUAGUGUAUGGCGUGCAUUAUUCCAGUCAUUGUUUCAACCCUUCCAAAGUUUUUAUUUGGAACCAAAUCAUUAGAUUCAAAACAAAACUAUAUACAGAGGAUUCCCUGGCUCUUAUUAGUUUGUGGAUUAUAUUUGACCACAAAAUUUGUUUCUUUUAAAAAGUAGGAGCCAAUGUGUGUUGUGUUGUUACUUAUUAUUUGUAUUUUCCUUGGGCUUCUCUAGUACAAUAAUCUUUACAGAAUAAGGAAGUAUCUAUAACAGAUUAUACCAUAGGUUCAUGAGGCAAAGCUGGAGUCUCAAGAGUCUUAACCAAGGAAUUGACUCCUUUGACCAAGCCAAACGAGAUCACAGGUUUCUUUAAAGUGAUAAUCAGUCUAUCUUGCCUUAAUUUUUUUUCUCCAUGCAGGUUGCAUCUCACCAUUCCAGUAGGGAGGGAGAAUAGUUUUGCCUGUCCUGGCCUUUGUUUCCCAACUCUGAUCUCAUUUCUCCAUUAGUAUUCAACACAAUUAUGUUUCUAAGUAUAAAAAAGUCGAAACUGCUCAAAAUAAUGUUUUUACAAGAAUUCAUUCUUACAUUUGAAUAAAUGUGAUUGCUUAAGUAGAUUAAAAUGAUGCACAUUCUGGAGAUGUGUCAAGCACUGUUGGAAGGUUUUUUUGUUUUUUUUUUAAUGUGUUUGGUGACCCUCUUUUGUCAUUAUUUGGAAGGCUUUGGAUAAAAGUGUUGCCAAGUAUAUAGCUCAUAAGAAAUGUACGUACUCCUUACAGAAAAUAUUUGAAGGUGGACAGUGAAAUAGAUUGCUGGUGCAUUAAUCACCUCCACAGAGGAUUUUGUAGAGGUCAUAAAAGGCAGGACAGGUUUUUUUAAAAAACAUGUUUCUACUGAGUACUGUAAAAUAAAUGCUUUUGGAUUGUAAAAUUAAAGCUGCUGCAGGAAAA
Molecule: messenger RNA, 3826 nt
Organism: Peromyscus maniculatus bairdii (prairie deer mouse)
Lineage: Eukaryota; Metazoa; Chordata; Mammalia; Rodentia; Cricetidae
Gene: Rap2b
Product: RAP2B, member of RAS oncogene family
Biological process (GO): Rap protein signal transduction
Cellular component (GO): membrane
Molecular function (GO): GTPase activity; GTP binding
Source: RefSeq, a predicted model, not a curated record